AUGAGGCAGGAAGUUACGAUCGGGGGCUUGCUGCUGCUGGCUUCGGUUGCCACAACAUGCGUGUACGAGUCUUCACUUGUGCGUAGUGUCAAGAGCUUCGAGGAGGGUCGAUCUUUAGUGAUUUCGCUGUCCAAACCGCAAGUUUCGACGAGUAACGAUGCCCGAUUGAUUCAGUUUUCGGGUUUGAUCACCACCACAGCGUCGGAUGGUGAUUCCCAAUGGAAAAGGCGCGAUACGGACGAGCUGCAGCUCCGACAAAGUCCGUUUGUGCUGGAUCCGGUAUUCGGCAUUGCCGUGAAGGGCGUGAGACUGCAUCGCCACGUGGAAAUGCUUCAGUGGGUGGAGACGUCGCACACGUCGACGAGUAGCACACCCGAGGACGAGGACCGCCGGUUUGAUGAUGAUCGGGAGCGGAUCUACAUGUACGACUUGCGGUGGAGAGAAGAGGAGAUAGAUAGCAGUGCUUUCAAUGAUAUCAGCUACCGAAAUCCUCCGUUGGAAGCUUGGACGUACAAGUCGCUGGUUGUCAAGGCGAAGGACCUCGUUGUGGGUGAAUUCUCACUGCCCGACGAGCUGGUGGAUCAAAUUGAACGUCGAGAUGGUGUACACUUGGAUACUGCAAGUCGUCGAGUGAUGGCACAUUUACUGGAUCAGCGACAAGGAACGUCAUGGGAAGACGGGAGUGCACUCGUUAAUGUCACGGUUGAGGAUGACAUGUUCUACUUGCGCAACGAGAUGAGAGAGCCUGUUCUUGGGGACAUGCGUGUGUAUUUUGAAGUGACACCCAAUUAUCCCGUGACGGUGUGUGCGAAGCAGAAAGGGAAUGAGUUGAUGCCGUUUAAGACUUCCACUGGAGACUCUCUAUUCCUAUUAGAAGAUGGGAUCAUGACUGCGGAUGAACUGUUUGACAAGAAGACACAUGCAGAGGUGCGGAAGAACCGUUUUUCCGGCUGUUUGCUGCCGUGCUGGGCUUCAUGGGCUUCCUGGUUCUACGCAGACCCCUUAUCGAGCGCUUUGGAUCGCUUGUGGCUGGCAUUCAACAGCACCUACUAG
Molecule: messenger RNA, 1053 nt
Organism: Phytophthora nicotianae INRA-310
Lineage: Eukaryota; Oomycota; Peronosporomycetes; Peronosporales; Peronosporaceae
Exons: 2
Coding region: 1-1053 (350 amino acids)
Biological process (GO): nuclear membrane organization
Cellular component (GO): nuclear inner membrane
Source: RefSeq, a predicted model, not a curated record